Molecule: messenger RNA, 982 nt
Organism: Maniola jurtina (meadow brown)
Lineage: Eukaryota; Metazoa; Arthropoda; Insecta; Lepidoptera; Nymphalidae
Exons: 3
Coding region: 28-795 (255 amino acids)
Source: RefSeq, a predicted model, not a curated record
CAUUGUAAUAACAGCCACGGCUUCGAGAUGGCAUCACUUGUACUUUGCUUUCUAAUGUUCCAAUUCGUGACGGGAAAUGAAAAUCAUCGAAGUGAUAGCAUUUUGCAUCACAUAAAUAGUGGAAUGAAAAUCGCUCAGGAAUUUCUGGGAUCUGAAUCGAUUGCUUUGAAGGUCGCAGAUCUCGUCGUUCGCGCUUUCCAACCUCUGCCGGUGAAAAGGCAACCAUCGGACAGUUACCUCGAUAAAUCCACCGAUAGCGAUGAGGAUUCAGGGGAAAACAGACCUAAUUACAAUAUUAACGAAAUGCCAUUUUCCAUGUCUCCACUGCGUCACUUAGUACGUUUAUUGGGUCUUCAGCCGAAGCAGAUUAGCGCUGUCGCUGUCAAUGCUCUCAUAUUUGUUGCUCAGAUGUUAACAUCAUUUCUAGCAGGACCUAGGAAUCCAACCCGACAAUACCGUUCUGAAGAUCUUACAACGUGGAUUCUUAACAAAAACUCCCAAAGACUUCAGGAUCUUAUAGCUACGGCUAAAAAUGAGUCUUUACCAGAACAUAUAGAAGAUCUGAUACCAGACCAGGAAUAUGACGAAGAAACUAGUUGUAUACGGCUUUUAGUCUGCAAGAUUACUCCUUUCGUAAGCAAAAUGCAAAAGGCUGUGUUUAGUGAAGAUGAAGAAUUAGAUAAGAAAAUGCGCGGUGCGGCGUUUAUGUAUCGACAUCUGCCGACCAGCGAAGAAAUUAAUUCUAGAGGCAAAAUCUGCGAACGCAAAUAUAAAGAUUGUAAAUUAUACGAAUAAAAUGUAACUAAUCUAUGUUGAGAUAGGUAUGGUAAAAGUAUUACUUUUCGAGUACUGUAAUACAUGUAAUGUAAAUAUUGCCACUUCUUUUGAAAAUUAACUAUGAUUGCAUGAAGCCGAAGGUGUAGGUAGAUAGGAAUCGUCACUUUCAAAACUCAAAUGCAUAAAAAGUGUGGAUAGAUAUCAG